AUGCAAGGGGUCCUGGCCAUGUCUGCGCGCCACCUUUCCAUUAUCCGGCCCGAGAGGUCGGCGCUUUACCUCGAUCAGGCAGUUAGGCUACAGACCAGAGCGAUCAAAAUGUUCAACAUGACGCACAAUGAAGGAGGCAGGGAGAAAUGUGUAGCCCGGCUUCUGUUUUCCUCCGUCCUCGGCCGCCACAUCUUGGCCGACGUGCUUCGUGAUGACGGCUUGGACUUCCCCAAUUUCCUGUCCCGCUUCACUCAAGGCGUCAGAAUUCAUGGCGGAGUCAAAGCUGUCGCCGCUCAACAAAAUUGGGUUUCACUUCUAGAGACAGAAUUUGGUCCGUUGAUGACCAGGGGGUUGGCUGCGGAUAUGUGCGACCAAAUCAUUGAGCCAAACGAGGUUUUGCAGUCUCUCAUAGCUCACUCACCCAACUUUAAUGAGGAAGAAAGGUCAGCGUGUGAGAUGGCACUUCGACUAGUAGAUACGGGCCUCCACGACCUGAGAGAUCCGACUAGGGUUGAGUGUGGACGGCGGAUGAUGUUUACCUGGUCGAUCAUGGUACCGGAUCGUUACAUUUCCCUUCUGGAACGCCAGAUUCCGGAGGCGCUGGUGGUGUUAGCAAGAUACAGCAUGUUCCUGCACUUUGGUAGGAGCUUUUGGCAGAUCGGAGAAGGUGGGCCGUAUCUUCUUCAUGCCAUCAGUGCUUAUCUAGGACCAAUGUGGCAGCCCUGGCUAUCGUGA
Colletotrichum phormii is the source of this 735-nucleotide messenger RNA. RefSeq lists its product as uncharacterized. Gene Ontology annotation, biological process: regulation of transcription by RNA polymerase II. Gene Ontology annotation, molecular function: DNA-binding transcription activator activity, RNA polymerase II-specific. The coding region runs from base 1 to 735 and encodes 244 amino acids. The transcript has a single exon. The record is from RefSeq and is a predicted model, not a curated record. Lineage: Eukaryota; Fungi; Ascomycota; Sordariomycetes; Glomerellales; Glomerellaceae.